Molecule: messenger RNA, 2139 nt
Organism: Antrostomus carolinensis (chuck-will's-widow)
Lineage: Eukaryota; Metazoa; Chordata; Aves; Caprimulgiformes; Caprimulgidae
Product: ras GTPase-activating-like protein IQGAP2
Exons: 10
Biological process (GO): mitotic actomyosin contractile ring assembly actin filament organization; regulation of GTPase activity
Cellular component (GO): cell cortex
Molecular function (GO): GTPase activator activity; calmodulin binding; actin filament binding
Source: RefSeq, a predicted model, not a curated record
AUUGUCGGCAACCUCCUGUACUAUCGCUACAUGAACCCUGCCAUUGUUGCUCCUGAUGGUUUUGAUAUAAUUGAUAUGACAGCUGGGGGCCAGAUACACCCUGACCAGAGGAGGAACCUAGGUUGUGUGGCAAAAGUCCUUCAGCACGCUGCUUCUAACAAACUCUUUGAAGGAGAGAGCGAACAUCUAUCAUCUAUGAACACUUACCUCUCACAGACAUACCAGAAGUUCAGGAAUUUUUUUCAAGCAGCAUGUGAUGUUCCUGAACCAGAGGAGAAAUUCAAUAUCGAUGAAUACUCUGACAUGGUGACCCUUAGCAAACCUAUCAUUUAUAUCUCCAUUGAAGAAAUUAUCAAUACUCACUCACUACUAUUAGAACACCAAGAUGCCAUUGCCACUGAGCCGAAUGACCUGCUGAAUGAAUUGCUAGAAGGUCUGGGACCUGUUCCUGACGUAGAGUCUUUCCUUGGGGAAGGAGCUGUUGAUCCCAAUGACCCCAACAGGGAAAGCACACUGAAUCAACUUGCAAAAACAGAGAUUUCAUUGUCUCUAACAAGCAAAUAUGAGUUACGAGAAGGUGAAGAUCAGGAUCUCAAAAGCCUGAUGAUAAAGACCAAAAGACUUAUUGUGGACGUGAUACGAACACAGCCAGGGGAUACACUCUUAGAAAUAUUAGAAACACCAGCCACUGCACAACAGGAAUCUGAGCACUUGAAACUUGUAGAAAAACGUGCCAUCUUAGAUUCCAAAACUCCAGAGAAAAUGAAGCACAGUCAGUCUAUUUUUGAAGAUGGGCAGCUACCAACAGAACAAAAGAAAAGGAAAAUUCAGAGAAAUCUCCGGACAUUGGAACAAGCAGGACUAGUGUCUUCAGCAACUAAGUACCAGGAAAUUAUAAAUGAGAUUGCUAAGGAUAUCCGGAAUCAAAGAAGAUACAGACAUCAUCGAAAAGCUGAAUUGGUGAAACUCCAGCAGACUUUGAAUGCACUUAACUCCAAGACAGCAUUUUAUGAAGAGCAAAUUAAUUAUUACAACACCUAUAUAAAAACUUGUUUAGACAACUUAACAAGAAAAAAUUCACGGAGGUCAAUUAAACUAGAUGGAAAAGAGGAGGUGAAGGGAAGCAAAAAACUGAAGCAAGCCUCAAUAAAGUAUACAGCUGCAAGACUGCAUGAAAAAGGUGUCAUCCUAGAAAUUGAAGAUCUUCAAACCAACCAGUUUAAGAAUGUGAUGUUUGAUAUCACACCUGGAGAAGAAGUGGGUGACUUUGAAAUCAAAGCAAAAUUUUUGGGGGUUGAGAUGGAAAAAGUGCAGCUCCACUUCCAGGAUUUGCUUCAGAUGCAGUAUGAAGGUGUGGCUGUAAUGAAAAUGUUUGAUAAAGCUAAAGUGAAUGUGAACUUGCUCAUAUUCUUGUUGAAUAAGAAGUUCUAUGGAAAAUGAGUGUCUUCAGAUACAAUGGACUACAUCCAUCAAUGGGGAGUCUAUUCAGUAUUUUUUUGCUUUUAAACUUUUGUUCAAGGCUUGUCAUUGUACACUUUUUAACUUUAAAAAAAACCCCUAAGACACCAAAUGUUCAGAGGAAUGUACACAGUGCCUUUUCAGCAUUGAUGAUGAAGCAGAAAAAUAGGAAAUAAAUUAAUUUAAACAGUUCCAAAUUUCAUUGGUGUUGGUACUUUGAAAUCAAAAUAUUGCUUAGGACACUCAGCUAUUGUGGUUAUAUGGAUUUUAAGGUAGGCAGAAAUUAAAUUUAGUUGAAUAUAUAAACUUCUUCCUAUUAAAACAUUUUAAAAUGACCUCAGAUAGACAAUAGAGUUCUUACUACACUUUAAGUAUUUACCAAGAGAAAUCUUAAUUUGUUUGGGGAUAGUUUGGAUAAAUAUUUAGUUACAUACUAAGCCUAUUUUCUGGCAGUUGUCAAUUGUAAAGCAAACUUAUUGUGCAAUUCAAAAAUUUUUAUAGGUAAUUAUAAAGUGACAAUAACGUCUUACUGUACAAAAAUAUAUUUUGUGAUUCAUUCCUACUAAAUGCACUACUGCCUCAUGUAAAAUGACAUUUUCUACUUUCACAGCCUUUGGAGUGGCAUUGGGGAAAUCUGAAUAGUGAACAGUUGUUCAGUUUGAAGUAUUUGAAUACAUAAAU